CUUCCGGCCGGCGGUUCCGUCAGGUGCCUUUCCCGGGCGUCUCCCGGCACCACCUCCUCAACUUCCCUCGUCCGAGAGGCUGCGCCCGGGAGGACCCGGCGGGACGGGGUCGCGGGGACGAGAGCUGCAGUGAGAAAAUAUUCUUUUUCACUUUCUAUGACAGGUUAAAAGAAGAUGGAUGCACAGAGUUCAGCCAAAGUCAACACAAGAAAGAGGAGGAAAGAGGCACCUGGACCCAAUGGGGCAACAGAGGAAGAUGGGAUUACUUCCAAAAUGCCUCGCUGUGCAGUUGGCUUACGGCAGCCAGCUCCUUUUUCUGAUGAAAUUGAAGUAGACUUUAAUAAGCCCUAUGUCAGGGUAACUAUGGAAGAAGCCAGCAGAGGAACUCCUUAUGAGCGACCUGUGAGAGUUUAUGCAGAUGGAAUAUUUGACUUAUUUCAUUCUGGUCAUGCCCGGGCUCUGAUGCAAGCAAAGAACCUUUUCCCUAAUACAUACCUCAUUGUGGGAGUUUGCAGUGAUGAGCUGACGCACAACUUCAAAGGCUUCACGGUGAUGAACGAAAAUGAGCGCUACGACGCCGUGCAGCACUGCCGCUACGUGGAUGAGGUGGUGAGGAACGCCCCCUGGACCCUGACUCCGGAGUUCCUGGCAGAGCACCGGAUUGAUUUUGUGGCCCAUGAUGACAUCCCUUAUUCUUCCGCAGGAAGUGAUGAUGUUUAUAAGCACAUUAAGGAAGCAGGCAUGUUCGCUCCAACACAGAGGACAGAAGGUAUCUCUACAUCAGACAUCAUCACCCGAAUUGUCCGGGACUAUGAUGUGUAUGCCAGACGGAACCUACAGAGGGGCUACACGGCAAAGGAGCUCAAUGUCAGCUUUAUCAACGAGAAGAAAUACCAUUUGCAGGAACGGGUUGACAAAGUAAAGAAGAAAGUGAAAGAUGUGGAAGAAAAGUCAAAAGAAUUUGUUCAGAAGGUAGAGGAAAAAAGCAUUGACCUCAUUCAGAAAUGGGAGGAGAAAUCCCGAGAAUUCAUUGGAAAUUUCCUGGAAAUGUUUGGUCCGGAAGGAGCACUGAAACACAUGCUGAAAGAGGGGAAAGGCCGGAUGCUGCAGGCCAUCAGCCCAAAGCAGAGUCCCAGCAGCAGCCCCACUCGAGAGCGCUCCCCCUCCCCCUCUUUCCGAUGGCCUUUCUCCGGCAAGACUUCCCCUUCUUCCUCCCCAACAAACCUCUCCAGGCACAAGGCUGCAGCCUAUGAUAUCAGCGAAGAUGAAGAAGACUAAUUUUCCAACCCUCCUUUACUCUCCCCUCCUUCGUCCCAUCACGUCAGAAGCUCUCUGUUGAAUUCCUAAUUGUGAUCCCAACAAUAAACCUAAGGACAGCUACAAAGGAAAGACAAUUGGGCAAGAGGACCUCAGAUCGGGGGACCAGACAGCCCAUUCUCCAAGAGACAUCACCCCCGCAAGAACGAGGCUGACUGCAUCCUAGAAGCCUGUUCUGCAUCCAAAUACCCUCCCCAUGGACUUUCCUUUACUGUUUAUGUUCAUAUGAUCUUGGCAGGGAAAUUGUCCUUUUUAUUAAUUUUUAGAAAUUAGUCUUUAAAAUAUAGUAAGUAGAACUUUUUUUUUUUUUUUUGCCCCUGAGGAGUGGGCAGAAAGAAGUGGUGUAAUGCCCAGAGGCCUUUUCUUCCUGAUAACACUAUAAGUGUUUGCCUUCUGUUCUGAGGCAAACGGGCUUGCCAAAUCGUUCAAGCAACGAGCCAUGCUGAUGGGUGAUUUUUUUGGUGCGGGGAGAUACAAUUUUUGUUUCCUUGAAAAAAAUGCUAAAAGCUGGGUAAUAGUUACAAAUCCCUAACGGUACUGCCGGCACAAGUGUCAAUGUGGCUGUGGAAGAAGGAGGUCUAAGUCCAGUUUACUCCCUGAGGAGUUUCUUGUUGGACCCACUGGGGUCCAUGAAGACACUAACGGGGCUGGAGCCAGAGCACAUGGCGUCAGCUGCGGCGUUUCCGGCGUUUCCGCUGUGUUCAUCUCAGAAGACUGUGGCCCGGUCCUUGGGAGCGUUUGUCAGUCUCUUCCUUGUCGUCUACCGCUGAAGGAAGGAACUCUAAAAACAACUCAGGGGGUGGGACAGCACUCCGUCCCUCUCACAGUUUAGUGUCAUUUCCCCCCGGAGUAAGUCCCUGGCCCUGCUAUUCCUAUUUCUAUGCUUACUACCUAGCUUUUUACAAAGGAUUCUUUGUAAAUGUCUGUAAUUUGAACAUGAUUUGUUAAUCUAGGCUGCGCACAGCCAUAUUAAACAGAUUUGCAUAGACCAUGAACAUGAAAGCAUAAGGUAAUACCUACCUUCCUAUCUUGAACUCUGCCCCUCUUAGGAAUGUUCUUGACUGGAGCCAGGGCUUUCCUCUGAGAGUGGCAGCUGGCAGGGACUUCCUUUCUUCCCCGGCCCCUCCAGCAGGGCACCGAGCAAGGGCUCCCAUCGCAGGAUGUGGCAGGCUCUCCGUCUCCCACCCGUGCCUGCCUGGUGGUGGCAGGGGACGCAUCCCUUAAGUUUCAGCUCAGAGAAUGCUGAAGCUUCACACUUGCUGUUGAACUUGAGCUCAUCUUACACCUCCGGCAGCCUAGAGCCACGUGACAGAUCAUCAUCCAUCAGGAAUCUUGUAGCUGUGUUCAGGGGAAGACGGCUUACGUCCAGGCCCCACCCCGUCACUCAUAAAUACCCCUUGUGGGGGUGGAGUUUUAGUGUUUUCAGCUAAGAAAACCACGUCUUAUCUUUUCUUGCCCCUCUGCUAGGGCUGUGAGCAUCUCAUAGACAUCACCAGGACCACCGAGGCUCUGAGAACUCGGAUCACCCGGAGGCAGAACAUGGCAGAGUACAGGGACCCGGGGGGGAGGGGGGACCCCUUGUCCCGAUGGCUUAUGAAAACUGCAGUUCUAACUCUUCUCAUGAAGUGCUGUUUUUACUAUCAAAUCUGGUUUACAUGAGCUUUGGCUUGGAAUACUUUUUUUUUUUUAAGGGUGAAAUUAAUCUUGGCCUACAUUACCCAGCUUCAUAUGAUCACCUGUUUUAACUUUUCUGCUUCAAUCCUCCUCCUUUGGGAAUUCUUUCUCUUUCAGUCUUACUCUCCCUGCUAUAGAAAGGCAAUGAAGUCACCACUGAAGUCCACACUUGUUCCCUUAAGGUACACAUGUUAUCCUGUAUAUUUGGAAAGGGAGAUGCCCAAAGUGUGGGGUUCUUUCCUGUAGUCACUCCUCUCAAGUAUGUUAUCAGGGUGUCAAUCUUUGGGCCUCCUCCUCUGCUCUGUCAGGGGGCUGCUUUUGGCAUGCUGACCUGGUUCUAUGGCCUCCGGGCCGAUAAGCUGUGUGAGAUGGUCAGGGCCAGCAUGUACACAAGUUCUUAGAAAACACUCUUGCCCUUUUGGUGAGUCUACACUACAGCCUCAGUCUCUCAACACUAUCUUCAAACACUUUUGCCUGAAAGCAAAAACUUUUAAGGUGUGGCAUGUUAGAUACUUCAAGAUAAAGGUGACCCUAGGUGCUGAAUAAGAAUGGGUGGAUGGAAGAAGCUGUUGGCAUGAUGCGUUAUUUGAUAAUUUGUGCCUAAUUAAAUGUGGUUGGCACACCACAGCCAUACCAGUGACUUGUAAAUCUCCUAAUAACUAAUAUUUGAGGUUGUGGAGCUGUCAGCCUGAAUAGGCCAAAUGUGGCAGAGAUGGGAGAGCCUUCCAAGUGGGAUGGCCCCAGAGCCUGUGUGCAAGACACACGGAGAAUGGAGAAGGAAGUCCUGCCAUUGCUAAGGAGGCGCCAUUUCAGCAGUUUCCUUGGGAUGGGAUGGGAUGGGCAGAACGACUGCUCCUUGUGUAUACUAGACUCGGCAGCACUUGAAACUUCAGGAGAACAGGAAUGGAUGCGUAGACUGCUACAGUUGCUUCUGGUAGCUAGAGUCAAAGGCCACUACUUGGAUGAGGUUUGGGUAAGAAAGCUGGGGAUGUGAGGAAGUUGAAAAUCUAGAAGAGGAGGAGAAAUAUGAAUGAGGUCAAGAGAAUUUUUGACCUUUUCUGAUUGCUGGUAACUUCUCAGGCAGCUUCUGGGGAUUCCCUCUACAACAGCCCUUCACAGUGCUGCUGUUGCUCUAUGCCUAUAUUCUCUUGACUUUGGGUAGCUUUUGAUUUUCUGGAGCUCAUUGCCUUUGUAAUCCUGUUCCAGAUCUCAUAAAUUAAGUCUUUCCAAAUCAAUUACACUUUGCUGCUUUUCUUUAAUUUCCUAAAAGCCAUAGCUGCUACCUUUUCUGUCAGCACACACUCUUACCAAUACAUAUAGGAAAAACAAAAC
Messenger RNA from Pipistrellus kuhlii (Kuhl's pipistrelle), 4323 nucleotides. It is a transcript of the gene PCYT1A, whose product is annotated as phosphate cytidylyltransferase 1A, choline. Gene Ontology annotation, biological process: CDP-choline pathway. Gene Ontology annotation, cellular component: endoplasmic reticulum. The record is from RefSeq and is a predicted model, not a curated record. Gene Ontology annotation, molecular function: phosphatidylcholine binding; choline-phosphate cytidylyltransferase activity. NCBI's taxonomy places the organism in Eukaryota, Metazoa, Chordata, Mammalia, Chiroptera, Vespertilionidae. Bases 175 to 1278 code for a protein of 367 amino acids. The transcript has 9 exons.